This is a messenger RNA of Cokeromyces recurvatus, 1695 nucleotides long. RefSeq lists its product as uncharacterized. Lineage: Eukaryota; Fungi; Mucoromycota; Mucoromycetes; Mucorales; Mucoraceae. Gene Ontology annotation, biological process: adenylate cyclase-activating G protein-coupled receptor signaling pathway. Gene Ontology annotation, molecular function: G protein-coupled receptor activity. The transcript has 3 exons. The record is from RefSeq and is a predicted model, not a curated record. Gene Ontology annotation, cellular component: plasma membrane. The coding region runs from base 1 to 1695 and encodes 564 amino acids.
AUGUUGGCUUUUGAGAAAUGGAAUCAGUAUACAUUGGAAACUAGCGUAUUUAAAUAUUCAAUAAAGGAGUUUAUUGCACUACAAACAACGUCACUUAUUACUUCAUCUAUAUCACUUAUUGCUUCUAUAUUGAUUAUUUCUAUUUACAUCUAUAUGCUUAAAUAUUAUCGACGUGAAGCAAAUCGAGUUUCCUUACGUUGUGUCUUUAUGUGUAGUCUAUUGGAUAUUCUUGACGCUAUUAUAAAUAUUAUAAUAACAAAUCAAUUUAGUAAUUCUCCCUUUUGUAAGGCUGCUGAUAUUGUUAUUGGUUUUCUAAAUAUUUUAAGCGCUUCUUUAUUGACUCUAGUGGGGUUGAACUUGGUUUUAGUCUUUGUCAUAAGUAUAAAACGAAGAGACUUGCUGGAAAAAUUUUAUUAUCCAUCAGCUAUCAUUUAUGCUUCGAUUGGUAUCUCUUUAUCUGUUUAUAAAGAAGCUUCGAAGAAGAGUGCUAUUAAAUAUGAUGAUAACCUUAGUUGUUUGUAUUUGAUAUACGUUGAAAGUCGAUUAAAUCAAUUUGACAAAUGGAUGUGCUUUUAUGCAUUCAUUUUCUUUGUUAAUAUAAUCGCUGUUUUAUGCUCUAUAGUAGCUAUAAAGAAACUUAUUCAUGAACAAAAGUUAGUUGCUUCUAGAAUGGAUCCAAAUAUUCGACCGCAAUUAUAUCAAAUAGUUAAAAAAAGACUUAAUAAUGUAUUUACUAAAGUAGUUUUACGUUGUAUUAUAUAUCCUCUAGUACCUUUUCUUUCAAAUAUUUUCGGUUUUAUUUUGCAAAUGGUAAUCAGCACCUCCUCCAAUAUUACACCUAGUUUUUCUUUAACUUUGCUAGAUACCAUGUUUUCUUCAAUACAAGGCUUUUUUGUAGCUGUCGUCUUUUUCACUGAUCCUACAAUUACUUCUUUUAUAAAAUCUUCUUUUAAAACGUGUGUGCAGAAAUAUGUGAUUGAAUAUACUUUAAUACCUAAAUCAACCCUCAUUAAGGAUGAAACUAAUUCGCAAACUAUAAAUAGUAAAUGCAUACCAAUGUCUCCUCUUUCAUUUUAUUCUUCAAUUCAAUCCUCUUCUACUUCUCCCUUAUCAAUUCAUUUUAUACAAUUAUCGUCUACUACAGCUCUUAAUGUACAUGAUAAUGAAUAUUCAAGCCCUCAUAAGCCUUCUCCUUCUCCUCCUCCUGAUAAUAAUACAUCUUUCAGUAACCGACUAUCAAUCGCAUGGACAUCUAGAAAGAGAAAGCAGCAACAACAACAAUAUAUCAAGAUGAUUCCUAUGCGAAGACUUAACAUCAUAAUCCCUAAUAUGAAAGAGAGUAUCGAACAUCAACGACUAAAAAGAAUACUAUCAACUCCACCACCUGCAUUCAUCAUUAGAAAAACUGAAACUAGAAACUUUAUGACAACUAUUCAUGUAAAUGAUUCAAAGACUGUCUAUAUACCUUAUCGAUAUCCAUGCAUUGCCACUUUUAUACAUUUCUUCUUCGUUCAUUGCUGUCGUAUUCGUUGUUAUAACAAUGGAUUAACUAAAGAAGGAGAAAAGAAUUCUAGUGAUACUUUUAUAUGUCUUGAAGACUUGAAGAAAGAGGAUGAAGACAUUACUUUUUCCUCUACUCUAUUAAAUGAAGGAAAUCAAGCAUCUUCUACUACUCUUUCUAUUGUUAGUAUUUGA